Messenger RNA from Staurois parvus, 333 nucleotides. Lineage: Eukaryota; Metazoa; Chordata; Amphibia; Anura; Ranidae. The record is from the annotation of a GenBank genome assembly.
UUAGCAGUUUAUAUUUAUUAAAAUAAUUGCACUUCCAUGUUGUGUGUACUGUGGGGGACCAGAUAUAGUGAAUGCAGGGUCUGGGGAGACUGGAUAUAGUGAAUGCAAGGGUCCGGGGAGAGCGGAUAUAGUGAAUGCAGGGUCCGGGGAGAGCGGAUAUAGUGAAUGCAGGGUCCGGGGAGAGCGGAUAUAGUGAAUGCAGGGUCCGGUGAGACCGGAUAUAGUGAAUGCAGGGUCGGGGAGACCGGAUAUAGUGAAUGCAGGGUCCGGGGGAGACCGGAUAUAGUGAAUGCAGGGUCCGGGGAGACCGGAUAUAGUGAAUGCAGGGUCCGG